Messenger RNA from Aspergillus novofumigatus IBT 16806, 1159 nucleotides. RefSeq lists its product as uncharacterized. NCBI's taxonomy places the organism in Eukaryota, Fungi, Ascomycota, Eurotiomycetes, Eurotiales, Aspergillaceae. The record is from RefSeq and is a predicted model, not a curated record. The transcript is spliced from 4 exons. The coding region runs from base 242 to 775 and encodes 177 amino acids.
GGUGUUGCCAAAUAGAAACAAGUUUCGGGCUCUGUGUAACAUUAUUAAUUUGGCAUGGCUCGACUUAUAUUAGUCAGUUAUUCUCUCUAACUUAACGUUAGACAUCUGAGCUGACAAAACUGUCAACCCUCCCCUUGUCUCCCCGUCUACCUACCUUUAUCUAUUACCUCGCCUCCAUUUCUGAGCAGCAAUAGCAUCCAUUUGCUUGAGAUAUAUACUAUCCUAACAAUAGACUAAUUCAAUGGCCAUCAUAUGGGGUCUCGACCUCCACGAGAUACAAUGGAACAAAUUCAAAGGAGCGAGAAUGUUCAACCGCGCGUACCAUCUGCGUCGCACGAAGAUGAUAGUCUACCAGAUGGCCAUGAUAUUCUGCGUCAUUUCUGAAUCAGUUGGAACGGCCGCUUUAUCAGAUUAUCUCGACCAACAAGAUGCCAUCCAGCAACAGCACCCCGAAGCCAAAGUCCACAACAACGACUUCAUCGGCGCUGCCUCGUAUAACAUCUUCGUCGGAGUCUCCGUUGCAACCAUCUUCGGCGCCGCGUUUUUCUUCGACCUGUUCUGGCCCGAAAGACACGAGAGUAAAUCUGUUCGGUUGGCGUGGAAGAUAUCCGGGGUGCUGGUGUCCGUGAUGAUGCUCGCUUCGGCUCUGACCAUGACUAUCAUCACUGCCACGCAUAGCGCCCGUAUCGCCGGGACCGAUGCCGCAUCCGCUAGGAAAUUCUGGGCGGAACCGGCCAAGAAGCCUGCUCUGCGUAUGUGCCAACCAUACUGCUAAUGUCAUGACGCUGGCUAAACAUCAUGGAGAAUACCGGACAAACCCGAAAGCUAUCACGUCUGUUGUCUUUGCCUGGCCUGGUUGGGUUGCGACUGUUGCAAGUACUGCCAUUCUGUUCAUGUCCCAUAAGCAUGAUGACGAGCUGGGUCCGAGAUCGAACUAUGGACGCGAGACGGAGAGCGUUCCGGCGAUCGAGGAGACAGAGGGGAAAACAACAACUGUAUAGGAUCAUUGUACUUUGGAUGAUGUUAUGACUUGUAUGAUACCAUUAUAGAUUGCCAUUGCUAUUGCUAUUGGAUUAUUACGAGCGGGAACCUCGAGCAUCUUGAUCGUAGUAUUCGGCAAGGACUGGCGAUCAUCCGCUGGAGUGGUAAUAGACUAAUA